Molecule: messenger RNA, 1666 nt
Organism: Lepus europaeus (European hare)
Lineage: Eukaryota; Metazoa; Chordata; Mammalia; Lagomorpha; Leporidae
Gene: NDN
Product: necdin, MAGE family member
Exons: 1
Coding region: 118-1095 (325 amino acids)
Biological process (GO): negative regulation of transcription by RNA polymerase II
Cellular component (GO): nucleus
Source: RefSeq, a predicted model, not a curated record
GCUGCGGAAGGCGCCGCGCGCAGCUACGCGCACUUCCUCUCAGGGAGACCGCGGAGGGAACGCAGGCUCGAAGAGCUCCGGGACGCUGAGGCCCUGCUCCUGUCAGACGGCGCAGACAUGUCGGAACAAAGUAAGGACCUGAGCGACCCCGACUUGACAGCCGAGACCCCCAACCGCGAAGUGCACAGCAGCCCAGGGGUUCCGGCGGGGGGCCCUGCACCCGUCUCCCAGGCAGCGAGCCUCGCAGGGCCACAGAGCCCUCCUCUAGGCCCGACGGCCCUCUCGCAGCCCGAGCCGCCGCCCCAGGCCCCGAGCGAUGAGGAGGACCCGAAGGCCCUGCUGCAGGCAGCUGAGGAGGGCCGCGCCCACCAGGCCCCGAGCGCGGCCCAGCUGGGCCCCGCGCCGCCCGCCCCUGCCCAGCUGGUGCAGAAGGCACAUGAGCUCAUGUGGUACGUGCUGGUCAAGGACCAGAAGAAGAUGAUCAUCUGGUUUCCAGACAUGGUGAAAGAUGUCAUUGGCAGCUACAAGAAAUGGUGCAGAAGCAUCCUCAGGCGCACCAGCCUCAUCCUUGCCCGAGUCUUUGGGCUGCACCUGAGGCUGACCAGCCUGCACACGAUGGAGUUUGCGCUGGUCAAGGCUCUCGACCCCGAGGAGCUGGACAGGGUGGCACUGAGCAACCGGAUGCCCAUGACAGGCCUUCUGCUCAUGAUCCUGAGCCUCAUCUACGUGAAGGGCCGAGGCGCCAGAGAGAGCGCCGUCUGGAACGUGCUGCGCAUCUUGGGGCUGCGGCCCUGGAAGAAGCAUUCCACCUUCGGGGAUGUGAGAAAGCUCAUCACCGAGGAGUUCGUCCAGCAGCAUUACCUGAAGUACCAGCGCGUACCCUAUGUUGAACCUCCGGAGUAUGAGUUCUUCUGGGGCUCCCGAGCCACGCAAGAGAUUACCAAGAUGCAGAUCAUGGAGUUCCUGGCCAGGGUUUUUAAGAAAGAUCCCCAGGCCUGGCCUUCCAGAUACAGAGAAGCUCUGGAGGAGGCCAGAGCUCUGCGGGAGGCCAGUCCCAGUGCCCACUGCCCCCGAAGCAGUGUGUCUGAGGACUAGUGAGGUCUGGAGGCAGAUUGAUGGUUUCCGACCCCCACCAGGGCUGUGGAAGGGUGGGGGGCAGGUCUUAGAGUAUUCAGGAUUUACAGUGCAGUAUUUCACGUGUAACCUUUCAGUUUUCAGUACAGUGCUUUUAUACCUUUUAAUGCAAUGUUGUAUUCAUUUGGGUACUAUCAAGUAGCGUUUAGCAUUUAUGCAUGUUUGUUUAUAAGUAAGCUCUGUUGGUGCUUCGCUUUUGUGCUACCUUUCUUGGAUUUUUUGUACCAGAGAUGUGCUAAACUUAUGAAAUACAUUGAGAAGUUUUCCAUCUUAUUCUUUUAUAUGGGACGAUUGAUGUGUACUGGGGUAGACUGCACCUGGUGAGUGUGGAAGAACUCACCAGCACAGCUGGCCUAACCAAGAGAAAAGCCCAAGGCCCCUCUUUAUGACCUUGAUGGGCACAAGCAACAUCUGGAGUGAACUGUUUUGAACUGAGAUGGUCUCAAUGUGGGCACUUGGCACACUUUACUAAACACAUAUACAACCUACCAUGAGUAAACUUUAAACAUUAAAGAUUCUUGUGAUACAAUCA